AUGCUUGCUCCACCCAUGAGACUCUCCUACCGGCUGGCGGCCGUGGCCCUCGUGUUGUUCUCCGUCCUGUUCCUGUACAACCUCAGCCGCACGACUGAGUCGUGGGUCUCCUGGAGCCUUGGGGACAGCUUGCCGGGUGUUGGCAUGAGACCAGAAGUGCCAGAAAUUCCGGAUGCCCCUUCGGCAACGCCUGUUCCGCCAAGUCAUGGAGGAGUGCCGUCUACGUCGCCAACAGUGGUAGUCGCGGCGCCUGACGAUACGCCAACGUCAGAAGAGUCACUGGACCAGACCGCCGCAGCAGCGCCCAGCGAACCGGCCGAGGGCUCAGUAGAUGGCAUUGUUGUCAUCGGAAAGCUACAGUCAGAGAACACUGAUUGGGUCAGCGAGAAAUUACCCGACUGGCAGAACGCUAUAUACAUUGUCGACAAUCAAAGCGCACCGCUUCAUACGCCCAUGAACAAGGGUCGAGAGGCAAAUCCUUACCUGACCUACAUCAUUGAAAACUACCACAAUCUUCCAAAGACGAUCGUCUUCCUUCACCCCCACCAAGACGGCUAUCCAGGUGGUUGGCAUACCGAUGCGCCGAACCACAGUAACGUCUGGAGCGUUGAGAACCUGAAUCUCGACUUCGUCCAAGAGACAGGCUACGCGAACCUGCGUUGUACACACAUCCCCGGAUGCCCUGACGAGAUUCAGCCUUUCCGAGACCCGUUUGACCCGUCCAGAACGAGCGAGAACCAUAUGCUGGAAGCUUGGCAGGACCUUUUCGGAAACUCUGACGUGCCCGACGUCAUCGGUGCGGCUUGCUGUGCCCAGUUCGCCGUGUCAAGGGACCAGGUCUUGAAGCGGCCGUUGGAUGACUAUGUGCGCUAUAGGAAAUGGAUAAUAGACACCCCCCUGGAGGACGACUUGAGCGGCCGCAUCAUAGAGUAUCUCUGGCACAUAAUCUUCGGGAAACCAGCUGUUGAUUGCCCAGCCCAGGACCAAUGUUUUCGCGAUGUUUAUCGUGUGGACACUCAGUUCAACAUAUUUUAA
Diplodia corticola is the source of this 1035-nucleotide messenger RNA. RefSeq lists its product as uncharacterized. The record is from RefSeq and is a predicted model, not a curated record. Bases 1 to 1035 code for a protein of 344 amino acids. NCBI's taxonomy places the organism in Eukaryota, Fungi, Ascomycota, Dothideomycetes, Botryosphaeriales, Botryosphaeriaceae. The transcript is spliced from 3 exons.